ACGAAUCACUCGCGAACGACACAUCACUACAAGCAACUUAAUGUCCAGUUAGUUUAACCUGAGGGGAUACCAAACCAACAUAGAUAGAAAAGAGAGAACAUGUUAACUACUGGAAACCAAAAGAUGCCACGAUGGGAGAGAAUACUGCGCGUGCUUCUGUGCGUUAUUGGUCUGGUUCUGUCUGUGUACGCGCUUCACGUUGAAAUUUCUCGGGAAAGGAACCCAGAAUACACAGCGAUGUGUGACAUUGGGGAAUCUGUGAGCUGCUCCAAAGUCUUCACUUCCAGAUGGGGACGUGGUUUUGGUUUGGUCCAGUUUUUUGUGGCUAAUGAUAACCCUCUGAACCAACCCAACAGUGUACUUGGGAUCAUUUUCUACACUGUGCAGAUGUGCCUCGGCCUGUCAUGUUCUAAGAAGGCAGCACUGUUUUUGGUCUUCUCCUCCUGGGUGUCAGUGGCUGGCUCCAUCUACCUUGCCUCUAUUCUUGCCUUUGUUCUUGGGGAUUUCUGCAUUGUCUGCGUAUCAACAUAUAUUAUCAACUUAGCACUGUUAUUUACCAACCUUAAGCGAAGAACCUUAAUUGAGGGAAUUAAAGAGAAGACCAGAUAGAAUAGCCUUUCUCCUACAGAACACACAACGGUUUUUACCCAAAAUAAAUUAUGCCUAAGCAAAAAACAUUCUACUAUUCUAGUUCUUGAAUCUUCUGUUAAUCAGUGCCUCAAUUGGCCUUAUAAACUAAAAUUUCAUUCUUAAAUGAAAAAUGAAGCUUUCAUCUCUGACCUCUCGGGAGAUUUGGCAUUUUAGUGUUUGUGGAGAAGUCACACCUUGGUUACACCCCAUGUUGAGAUUUAAGCCAAAUAUGGAGUUGUAAUUGUGUUUUGAGAUUCCUGUCCUUUAUCACUAUGAUAGUGCUGUGUUGUUUUAUCACUCAUUUGAAUAAUAAUAAAACACACCAGAGACAAUCUUUAUGUUUUUUACUCUCAGAUUCCUUAUCCCUUAUUGUACAAGAUAUUUGCAGAUGAUUUUGGUAUAGAUAGUAAAAAACAUGUUUAUAUUAUAUUUAGUUCAGCAAAUAUUUAAAUUCAUGUUACACUUAAUAAUCAGACAUCAUUCAAGAUAUGUUUAUUGUAGUCUGGCCAAAUAUAGACUAGUAUAUUUGAUAAUGGAUCCUUACGGGGCAGUGGUGGCUUAGUGGUUAAGGAUGCGGACUUGGGUCUGGAAGGUUUCAGGUUCGAGCCAAGUUACCACUGAGGUGUUCUGAGCAUCACUUUGGUGAUGGGUUAAAUGCAGAGGUCAAAUUUCGCAGAGGCACCAUAUGAGCUGAUAAAAUAUAACAGGAGCUUAUGUAACACAUCUUCACCAGUCAGGAUGUUUGAUUUCCGGCACAUUUCCAAAAAAAAAAAAAAAAA
Molecule: messenger RNA, 1409 nt
Organism: Cynoglossus semilaevis (tongue sole)
Lineage: Eukaryota; Metazoa; Chordata; Actinopteri; Pleuronectiformes; Cynoglossidae
Gene: vkorc1
Product: vitamin K epoxide reductase complex, subunit 1
Exons: 3
Coding region: 100-609 (169 amino acids)
Biological process (GO): peptidyl-glutamic acid carboxylation; vitamin K metabolic process; blood coagulation
Molecular function (GO): vitamin-K-epoxide reductase (warfarin-sensitive) activity
Source: RefSeq, a predicted model, not a curated record